AGGCGACGAGAUGGGGGGCUGAGACAGAGAGGCGUGCCGGAACUCUGCAUGAUUUGCCCCUGCAGCUUUGUGACCGAUGCAGCAAAUCUAGCAGCAAUCCUGACACUGACGGCCAAACCCGGCGCACUAUGCUGGCUGUGCUGUUUCGUGUUUUAAGUUGCUGGCACUCCCCUCGGAGGGGGCGGUAGACCCAUGCGAUCACAUUCAUCAUGACUGCGAAAUCACUUACCACUUUCACGGAGGUCUUUUUUGCAAAUUCGGGCCAGGCAACUCAUGCGACACCGUCAGUCAAUAAUAGCGCGGCAUUCUCCCUGAAGCUCGAUGAUACCAUUCAAACACUAUCAAGGAAAAGCGCUCCUAGCAAAGGCCCAAUUGAAGGGUUCCUCUUCGUUCCAAGUCUCGAUACCGGCGACCCGUGCAACAAUGCGACCGCUGCGUACGUGCCCGCCAACGUGACUCGGCUUGAAGAUAUCACCCCGCUAGGGAACCGCAAGAUCGGCCUAGCGCCCUGGGUGAACGUUGAGUGUACGCGGGCAUUCCUGAACGCUUCACAAGGCGACGGAACGGAUGCGCUGGUGUUCUUUCAGCCAAAUAGCGAUGACUCUAAACCGCCGCCGGCGAGCGAUCAGAUCUGGUCGUUGGGAGAUGAAGACGACUGGAAGCGCACGAAUGAGUAUCCAGUGUAUGCGAUACCCGGGCCGGCGGGUGUCACUCUGAUGGAGCGGUUGUCGUUGUACGGGACUGUGAACGACCCUGCUGGGGAUUUUCAGUCAGAUCAUCAGUUGAUUUCAGUGAUUGAUAUAGAAAGUACCAGCCAAGCCAUGCCUAGUCUUUGGGGCUUUAUUCUAGCCAUCUUGGGGACGAUCCUCGUGCUGAGUGUGGUUCUGCUGGUUUUCUACCAGGUUGUGCAGAAGCGACAUCGACAAAACCUUCGGCGGCGCCUGGAAAGUGGGGAAAUAGAUCCAGAGCAGUUGGGUAUGCAUCAGCUACGGGUUCCACUGGACUAUCUAGAUACGAUGCCAAUAUAUGUCUAUGGAAUUGAGACCGACGCCGAUAACGAUCCCGAGGAACAGUCUACCAAUCCUACCACCGGCCAUUCACAUGCUCAUCCGGCGUCGACGGGAUCUGCAGAAACGAUCGUCGCCAACGUCAAAGCCGACCAUCGUGACACUCCUCCCCAUUUCUCUUCGGAGACAAUCAUACUCAAACCAGAACCUGCUAGAAUAAAAGAUGUCGAGAAUAGAGCUUCAUCCAUACACUCCUCGAUGAGCAGCAGCCCCCACCACUCCCGACGAACGAGUGGCAGGUGGCGCGAGAACCGACUGAGCCGGUCACAGACGACCUGCGCGAUCUGUCUGGAUGACUACGUUCCAGGUCAAUCCACCGUGCGAGAGCUACCAUGCGGACAUAUCUUCCAUCCAGAUUGUAUCGACACCGCGUUGACCCAGUCGAGCAGUCUGUGUCCCCUGUGCAAGAAGAGUGUCUUGCCAGUUGAACACUUUCCUGCGCCUGACUUUGCAGUGUAAACUGGAGACAACCGGUCAUGGUCAAGUGACAAAAUUGCAGUCAAUGUGCUAUGCUGGAUCUUAGCGAAUCGCCUCUUGUCAAUCCCAAUAUUCGGCAGUCAAAAUACCUCUGAUAACUUUGACCUGUCAGGAUUCGAUCAGCGUUGGCACCUGGGUCUGUUAUAACAGGAGUAAAUCACAUGACGCUCAUGGCAGAAAAGACCAGCUUCGUCCUCGUUUCGGCAAGCUAGGCCUCCGCAGCUGGUACAUAGCGUGCCUCGCAAUAAAAACACAUCAGUCUAUGUGCACUCACGACCAGACUUCACCAAAAGCGCAGCCUCUUACAUUCAUGUGUACGGGGG
Aspergillus homomorphus CBS 101889 is the source of this 1867-nucleotide messenger RNA. RefSeq names its product RING-H2 finger protein. The transcript has 5 exons. Gene Ontology annotation, cellular component: cytoplasm. The coding region runs from base 210 to 1526 and encodes 438 amino acids. Gene Ontology annotation, biological process: ubiquitin-dependent protein catabolic process. The record is from RefSeq and is a predicted model, not a curated record. Gene Ontology annotation, molecular function: ubiquitin protein ligase activity. Lineage: Eukaryota; Fungi; Ascomycota; Eurotiomycetes; Eurotiales; Aspergillaceae.